Molecule: messenger RNA, 1471 nt
Organism: Labrus mixtus (cuckoo wrasse)
Lineage: Eukaryota; Metazoa; Chordata; Actinopteri; Labriformes; Labridae
Exons: 5
Coding region: 48-1094 (348 amino acids)
Biological process (GO): response to bacterium
Source: RefSeq, a predicted model, not a curated record
AGUGAAGGACAUUUGAGGUUAUCUUCAUUCAUCAAGACAGUUUGAUCAUGAUGACAUCUCUGAGGUUAGCUUCAUACCUGACUGCUUUUUGCCUGUGGAGAAUAGCUCUGACAACUGGUGUCAAAAUGUCCUUUAAUGUGCGUCAAGAGAGAAGUUUUAUAACGGCUGACGCCGGUGACAGCGUGACUUUACAAUGUUUCUUUGAAGGUGAUGUGGCAGCAAUGAUUUUCUGGUACAAACAGGCUCUGGGACAGAAGCCAAGGCUCAUCUCUAGUUUCUAUAAACACGAUUCAAAUGGCACUUUUAGUGAAGAGUUCAAGGGCAAUACACGCUUCACAUUGGAGACUAAAGAUGGGAACAACCACUUGAAAAUCACAAAUUUGAUCACUUCGGAUUCAGCCACCUAUUACUGUGUAAGUAGCUACGCAUACAGUUUUCAAUUUGCAGAUGGAACUACUCUUAGUGUGAAAGGUACUGGUUGGAACAUCACAACGAUGGUCCGUCAGUCAGAACCUGAGACCAUCCAGCCAGGAGGCUCUGUGACUCUAAACUGUACAGUCCACACUGGGACCUGUGAUGGAGAACACAGCGUUUACUGGUUCAGAAACUCUGAAGAAUCUCAUCCAGGACUCAUUUACACCCAUGGAGGCCAGAAUGAUCAGUGUGUUAGAAAACCCAUUACAAACACUUGUGUCUACAACUUGCCAAUGAAGAACCUGAAUCUUUCUCAUGCUGGGACUUACUACUGCGCUGUUGCCACAUGUGGACACAUUCUGUUUGGAAACGGAACCAAGCUGGACUUAGCCAAUGCUGAAAACGCUCCUGACUCUCUUGUGUUUUUCUUGAGUGGAUGUUUGGCAUUCACCACCAUCCUGGUUGUUGCACUGAUUAUCUAUGUAUGCAAGAUGAACAAAAGAAGCUGCCAAUCUUUAGAGUCUCAAAGAGUGUCAGCCUCCACUACAACAACGGCAGAGGGUGACCAGGAAGCAGACAACCUCCAUUACGCUGCCCUGAGUGGUCACAAGGCCAGCAGAUCAAGGAAACAGAGGGAUGAUACCUGGAGUGAAUGUGUGUACUCUGGUGUCAGGCAGUAGGACGGGACAUGUUUUGGUCAAUGAAAUAAAAUGUUCAGGGGAUUAAACAAGGUAGUUAUGUGAAAGUCAUAUUUAAAUGUAAAAACUGAUGAAUGUAACACCAUGUGUAUCUUGGAAUAACUUGAGUUAGCUAGUGAAACCAUUGUACAGCUGUUUUGUGUUUUUCUAGGGCUGUCAGCAUUAACUAGUUAAUCCUGAUUAAUAAGGUCUAAAAUUAAUUAAAUGUUUUUUAAUUUGUUGAUGAUAUUUUGUCCCUUUAGCACACCAUGGAUAUGUCUCUGCAGUGCCCCGUGUAGUUACAGAGAUGGAAAAGAAUGUCACUAGUGUGAAUAAUGGAAUUUCAAACAUCCGAUUAAAGCUGCGAUUAAAAAGUUUAA